AUGGGUGCACUUCUCUCUAUCCCGAUGCUGGCCAUUCCCAGCGCCGCCACCGUACGUCCUCCGCGCUCUCCAGGCGGCAGGCUGAUCAUCUCUAACUUCUCUAGGUCUUCUCUGUUGCCGCUUCUUCAUCUGACUAUGGACUAUAUGAAGAUUCGGUGCGACGGGAAGGAGUGUCACGGCUGGGUGGCGGUUCAUCGAAUUAAUUUCGGCCUCGGGCUCUUCCACCUGCUACUCGCGUUACUCCUUAUCGGCGUCAAGACAUCAAAAGGGAGCAGAGCCGCACUGCAGAAUGGCUUUUGGGGCCCUAAGAUACUAUUUUGGAUCGGCUUUGUAGUUAUGUCAUUUUUCAUUCCAGAAAGCUUCUUCCUAAUUUACGGGCACUAUAUUGCGUUCGUCGCCGCCAUGCUUUUCCUUCUCCUCGGCUUGAUUCUUCUUAUUGAAGACAGCGACUCUCGUCUCUGGCGUGGACUCCUGAUUGGUUCAACGCUAGGAAUGUACACCGCCUCGAUCGUUAUGACCAUUCUGAUGUAUUGUUUCUUCGCUAAGGGUGGAUGUACCAUGAAUCAGGCUGCAAUCUCUGUCAACCUGAUCCUCUUUCUUAUCAUCUCCUUUGUUUCGGUGCAGCCAACAAUCCAAGAAUACAACUCGCGGGCUGGACUAGCGCAAGCUGCUAUGGUCACGGUCUACUGUACUUACUUAACAAUGUCGGCAGUAUCUAUGGAGCCAGAUGAUCGCCAGUGCAACCCUCUCAUUCGUGCUCGUGAUACCAGAAGGGCCACUAUAGUUCUCGGCGCAGUCGUCACAAUGGCCACAAUUGCUUACACUACAACCCGGGCCGCCACCCAGGGUAUUGCCCUUGGCUCUAAAGGCGGACACAGUUACUCUCCACUGGGUAGUGAAGAGAACGAACACGGAUUGGUAACCCAGCAGCCUUCCACCCGCCGUGAGAUGCGAGCGGAAGCUCUCCGUAUCGCGGUAGAGAGCGGCAGUCUACCUGCCAGUGCUUUGGAAGAGAGCGACGAUGAAGAUGAUGAGUAUGAUGGCAAAGAUGAUGAGCGCGGCUCUACCCAAUACAAUUACUCUCUCUUCCAUAUCAUCUUUUUCCUGGCUACGACAUGGGUUGCCACUCUGCUGACCCAGAACUUGGAUCUCGAGACCGAAGGCGAUUUCGCUGCAGUCGGUAGAACUUACUGGGCUAGCUGGGUGAAGAUCAUUAGUGCUUGGGUGCAUCAAAUCCAGUCGGGCCAAGUUAUCGUCGACCUAUGUUCAGUGGUGAAGGAGCUUGUCGAAAAUAGCCUGGAUGCAGGCGCCACUUCUAUCGAGGUACGGUUCAAAAACGAUGGCCUGGAUUCGAUUGAGGUGCAAGACAACGGACGCGGGAUAGCACCUGAGAAUUACGAGAGCAUCGCUCUCAAACACUAUACCUCCAAGCUUGCUACCUACGACGAUCUGACUUCCUUAACGACAUUCGGGUUUCGCGGUGAAGCUCUCUCGUCUCUAUGUGCCGUCUCGGAUUUUCAUAUAAUCACCGCUCAGGCAGACCAAGUGCCAAAGGCUAAUAAACUGGAGUUUGAAAGAUCUGGUAAAUUAAAAGGCACUCAGAUUGUUGCGGGACAGAAGGGGACUAUUACCUCGGCUUUGAACUUGUUUAGCAACUUGCCUGUGCGACGAAGGGAAUUGGAAAAGAAUAUCAAGCGCGAGCUUGCAAAAGUGGUCACUUUAUUAAAUGAAUAUGCCUGCAUCAGUACCGGCGUUCGUUUCAAUGUCAAGAAUACGGAUGCGAAACGGAAAGCGAUCAUACUACUAACGACAAAGGCAAACUCCGUGAUAAAAGAAAACAUUGCCAAUGUCUACGGUGCAAAAACACUUCUUACGCUAAUACCACUUGACCUUGAUCUUGAAUACGAACCAUCAGCAGCUGGAAAGCGCCUUGAUCGUGAAUUGAAAAAGAUUCGUGUUCGUGGUUACGUAUCAAGGCCUGUGGUUGGCGAAGGAAGAGGAACGCGAGAUCGACAAAUGUACUUUGUUAACUCACGUCCAUGUGGUAUUCCGCAGAUUGCAAGGGCUUUCAACGAAGUCUACAAGUCUUACAACUUAUCACAGGCACCGUUUGUGCUCGCUGAUUUUCAGAUGGAUACAAACGCAUACGAUGUUAAUGUAUCCCCGGACAAGCGGUCGAUUCUUUUACACGAUUCAGCGGCAUUGACGGAUUCGUUGAAGGAGGCCUUGGAUACGCUGUUCCAGGAAGCUGAGCAGACGGUUCCUCAGUCCCAGAUUACCAACGCAAAACAGCAAGGUGGUAUUCGGCAGCACAUUCAGAAAUCCUUAGUGCCCACAGUUCUAGAAGCAGAUGGAGACGAGCAACAAGCCCCGCUGGCAACUACGAAUGUUGUUGCUGUCUCUCAUGAUAGUGCGAAAAGUCAUAUACGUCCCGCGGCUGAAAUGACUACAUCACAAGCUGAAAAUCAGGAUGAUGAAAUUCGGGGUAUAAAAGAAUCCGUGGCAGACAAAGCUGAUGAGGCAGACAAAGCUGAUGAGGCUGUUGAGGACGCUAUUAAAAGAAUUCGAGCAAGAGCAGCCGAGACUUCACCCGAAGUAAAUGAUAGACGCCUGUCAAGACUAGGGCGUAAAUUGUCGCCUGAUAAGCCAAACGUAAUCCAGAACGCUUUUGAUCGCAUUCGACCAGCGCGACCUCUAGCUGAAAUUGCAACGAUCACAAUCGGGGAUAGAACAGUCACAUCAGUUGUAGGACGCGGUCCAACCCGGAAGAGGGAUUCUUUAUCUGCAGGCAAUACUGACGGUAAACGGGAAUCAAAGCGUCGAAUUCACACGCCAUCAAAACCCAAUAUAUUUAGUCAGAACAUGAGAUCGUUUGCUGCACCUGGUACCUUGGUCAAUGCUUCUGCGGAGGAAUUUGGAUCAUCUGAGGAAUCAGAGGAGGAUAAAGAUAUCGAUGAUGCUAAGAAUGGUGAUGCUAAAAUUUCGGCAGCAUCUCAACCAACAACUGAUGCUGGUGAUGUGCCAACACAUGAAGACGAUGGUGACAGUGCAAAAUCUGUACAGGUUGAGCCACUCGAGUCCCAACACCAAGAGGAAGUUUCCAAUCCGGAAGACGAAGACUAUGUUGACGAAACACAAGAGAGAUCUAAAGAAGAAGCAAAGGUCCAGGAGCUCAUUCGAAAAGCAGAGGAAAAGAUUGAAUCGCAUAGUGAUAACCAUUUGAAGCGUGGAAAGUACAUUGAGAAAGAACAACACAACCAGAGGGACUCGACGAUCCAGCUAGUUGCAACGAUUAACAGCUCAAUUCCCAUAAUCCAAGAACAGAUGGAUCAGUUGCAAAAAAAACUAAAGUCACAUGACGGUCGAUCUUCUGCGAUCGAUGAAGAUGAGAAAAUAUCUGAUGAGACGGGCGAAGAACGUUUGUCAUUGACUGUGUCCAAAGACGAUUUUUCAAAGAUGCGUGUUGUUGGGCAGUUCAAUCUAGGCUUUGUGUUGGCUACAAGAUCCCAUGAAGCAGACGAAGUUUCAAAUCUCAACAAAGAUGAGCUUUUCAUCAUUGAUCAGCAUGCUUCCGACGAAAAGUAUAAUUUUGAGAAGCUUCAAGAAGAGACAGUAGUGCAGAGUCAGCGUCUCGUCCACCCUAAAACCCUUGAUCUGACAGCGGUUGAAGAGGAAGUCAUUAAAGAAAAUCAACCAGCCCUCGAGAAAAAUGGAUUUGUCAUUGAAGUCGACGACAGUGGCGAUGAGCCCAUUGGUCGAAGAUGCAAACUUAUUUCUCUUCCAUUGAGCAAAGAAGUUGUCUUCGAAAUUCGCGACCUCGAAGAACUCAUCGUGCUAUUGUCUGAUACUCCGACUAGUACGGCAGCGAAUGUAUCGAAAACCGACAUAUAUAUCCCCCGCCCCAGCAAAGUGCGGAAGAUGUUUGCCAUGCGUGCAUGUCGCUCAAGCAUCAUGAUCGGCAAAACUCUUACCGUCAAACAGAUGGAGAAGGUAGUCCGAAACAUGGGCACCAUCGACAAACCUUGGAAUUGCCCUCAUGGACGACCCACCAUGCGGCAUUUAAUGAGCUUGGGUUCGUGGAACGAGUAUGACGAAUAUAGCUCUAACCAUGUAGAAGUCUUCUCUGCCAAAAGCUCUCGGACUGCUUGGGAGAAGUUUUACCAUUGGCAAGCCCAUCAGGGCGACUCAGAAGAAUAUCGAUGA
Talaromyces proteolyticus is the source of this 4203-nucleotide messenger RNA. RefSeq names its product PMS1-like protein. The record is from RefSeq and is a predicted model, not a curated record. Gene Ontology annotation, molecular function: mismatched DNA binding; ATP hydrolysis activity; ATP-dependent DNA damage sensor activity. The transcript is spliced from 7 exons. Gene Ontology annotation, biological process: mismatch repair. The coding region runs from base 1 to 4203 and encodes 1400 amino acids. Gene Ontology annotation, cellular component: membrane; MutLalpha complex. Lineage: Eukaryota; Fungi; Ascomycota; Eurotiomycetes; Eurotiales; Trichocomaceae.